Molecule: messenger RNA, 3755 nt
Organism: Temnothorax curvispinosus
Lineage: Eukaryota; Metazoa; Arthropoda; Insecta; Hymenoptera; Formicidae
Gene: Notum
Product: palmitoleoyl-protein carboxylesterase NOTUM
Exons: 9
Coding region: 888-2750 (620 amino acids)
Molecular function (GO): hydrolase activity
Source: RefSeq, a predicted model, not a curated record
UAGUGCAAAGAGCAAGGUAUAGCUGUACUGCACGCGAUCUAUCGUAUCGCAAGAUCGUGUGAAAGCGCGCCUGAAGUGCUCAUCUACUCUUCAAUUAAUCGAAUCAUUCCGAUUACGAGAUCAAAUUAUCACGUCAAGAUAUUCCUUUUAAGCUUGAAAAAUUUCUUCAAUCAAUAACGAGCACUGUCUAAUUCUAAAAUUCCUAAGCGCGAGCUCGCGUGAGAAUCGCGAAUUCGAAGGGGUGCCCUGAAAUUCGAAACGGGUGAGCGCCGGGGGUGAGGAGGAGGAGGAAGAGGAGGAGGAGGAAGAAAAAUCGGGCGAGAAGAAGAGGAGGUGUCAGUCGCUAUUACUUCGUCGAUCGUGCCCGGCACGUGCGCGUACCCGGCCCCUCGUGCCUUUGGAAGAAGAAGGGUGCAUCGGCGGAAGGAGUGAAGAAGGAGAGAAGAAGAAAAGGAAGCGGUCGAAGCGAAAAGUGACGGCAGUGCGCUCCGAACCGUCAAGCGGGACGCUGGAGGAAGAGAGCGAAAUCGGUGCACGCGCGCGCGUUCAAAUGCGUGCCGUAGUACCACGUGACUCUCUCGGGAUACCCUCAACCCCCGCUUAAAUAUCGGGAUCGUCGUCGCGCGGCACUCGAUCGGAGAGAUUACGGACCACCGCGAAUUUUCAUGUCGCAUCAACCGUACGAAUGGAUCAAUAGAAAAACACAGUGCUGUUGUGAUUCGUUAACGAGACUAAGAUGAUUCGCGUGAGGAUAGAUUCGCGCUGUUGUACGCGCACGGAUUGAAGGUGAUCGACAUGAACUGCGAUGAUUGCGUGUGAAUGAAGAUACGAAGAUUUGUCGCGUGAGAACAGCAGCUGUACUAUUUAGCAUACGAGGGUGUAUCAAGAUGAAGACGGCGUUGCAGAUUAUGCCGUACUUGGCGGCGUUGAUCCUGACAAUAAUCGCCGAGGACAAGCCAACAAAUACGGUCUCCGUUUCCUCGGUCUCCUUGGGCUCGCCGGAGGAGUAUCAGAGCAACACGAUAAGGAAGGUGAUGAGCUACUUGGGGAAAUACGGUCUGGACGACCAGCGGGCCCUGAAGAGGGUGUAUCUAAGCAACAGAUCGAUCACCUGCAACGAUGGAUCGCAGGCCGGUUUCUACCUACGAAAGUCCCACGGUUCCAGGCGGUGGAUCAUGUACCUGGAGGGCGGCUGGUACUGCUACGACCAAAAGAGCUGUAGGACCAGGUGGAUGCGGAUGCGGCAUCUGAUGACGUCAACCCAGUGGCCCGAGACACGCGACGUGGGCGGGAUGCUCUCGCCGAAUCCCGACGAGAAUCCAUUCUUUUGGGGUACGAAUCACGUUUUCGUUCCUUAUUGCACGAGCGACAGCUGGAGCGGCACUAGGGCCUUCAGGUCGCCGAACGACAUGUUUUCCUUCAUGGGGGCAGAGAUCGUGGUCCAGAUCAUCCGGGACUUGGUUCCCCUUGGCCUCGAAAACGCGAGCGCCUUUCUUUUAGCCGGUAGCAGCGCGGGCGGCACCGGCGUUAUGCUGAAUUUGAAUCGCGUUCACAAUCUGAUACAUCAUGAAUUGGGCUUGAGACACGUUGCUAUACGUGGUGUGUCGGAUUCCGGAUGGUUCCUCGAUAGAGCGCCUUACUCUCCGAACGGCCUGUCGCCGGUCGAUGCGAUACAAAAAGGAAUGGAAUUAUGGAACUCUCGGAUGCCACGUAAUUGCGAAGUUAGAUAUCCUAACGAGCCGUGGAAGUGCUUCUUUGGAUAUCGACUUUAUCCAACUUUGUCCGCACCGUUGUUCGUCUUCCAAUGGAUAUUCGACGAGGCACAAAUGAAAGCCUACAACGUCGCCGCGCCAGUAACGAGACAGCAAUGGGACUACAUACAUAAAAUGGGCGACAGUCUUCGGCAGACGUUUGAAAAUGUUACCGCGGUCUUUGCCCCGAGUUGCAUUAGUCACAGCGUCCUGACGAAAAGGGAUUGGAAGAUGAUUAAAAUAGACGAGGUUUCCUUCGCCCAGGCAUUGUUCUGUUGGGAUCAAAUGCCGGUCGGGAAUUAUCGUAGCAACGAACACAACAAUACUCACUCGCAAAUCGAGACCAAUCAACCGUGCGGAAAGUCGCUAAAAAAGCUACUGCGUUCUGGUAUCAGAAAGGGAAAUGGUACCGCGAUCGAGGACGGAAAAAGCAGAGUUGGCUCCUCUACGGAAAUGCAAAAAGCACGAUUGUCCGCCGUUGGCAAAAUGCAGGAAAGAAAGCCGGUCUCCGGUUCGAUUCAAGAGCAGGAGAAUAAGAAGAGGCGAAAGAGGAAACAUAAAAGCAGAAGGAGAGACAGAAAGGAGAGAGAGAGAAGUAAAGAGGAGAGAAUGAAAAAAGAGAAACACCAGCGGAGAAAGAACGCCGGUCGUCGCAAGGGCGGCAAACAAGUUAACGGCAACAACCAUACGGCCAUAUUUAACGGCAUCAGGCCGCAGCGAUCGGUGAUACCGUCGUUCAAACGGAAGUGCGUCAAGAACUGCCAUUUCCGUAUGAUAGAGCGCUGCACUUGGCCGCAAUGUAACCAUAGCUGCCCCAAACUGCAUAAUCCCUUUACGGGCGAGGAAAUGGACUUCAUUGAACUGCUCAAGAGCUUUGGUCUAGACAUGAAAAGUGUCGCGAAUGCCCUCGGCAUCGAUAUACAUACAUUGAAUAGACUCGCUUCGCUGAAAAGACGAGAAAGCCCAGAGAGUGGAAAUUUCAAUUGGCAUUUUCGCUGACGGACAGGGGAAAACAAGAGAGUUCUGGCGUGUAGAAAGUGUAUAUUUCAUUGUAAUUGUACGACUACACGAAUAUCUUAAUUUAUUAUAAUUUAUAGGUAAAAUAACCGAUCAUGUAAGUAUGUUUUACGAAUUAAUUCGUAUACGUUCAUUGCGCAGAGUUUGUCGCCAAAAUUAGAAAUCGGGCGAAAGGCAGAACCCUCCCUAACUUCAUAUAUCUGUUCGAAUGCAAUUCUUUUCAUUUCGAUUGUCCUUUGAUUGUCUUUUGUAAAAAGAUCCUUUUCUUUAUUAAACACAUCUUUGUGUUCAUCACGUCAUAUAGAUUCAGUUUGCCGUGUCAUUUAGAACAGAAUCAGCGUAAAACUCAGUCAUACAUGAAAGACUGUGAGGAUCUUCCAAUGUUGCAAAUAGGACUGUUUCUUUUAUGUAACGUCGGAACGGAAACUCAUCAAUAAACAAUUGACCGACCGACAAGGCAGCUUCAUAGACUGAUUAAAUUAUCUACCUCAACGAAUCAAAUCGUAUUAAUAUCCUUCAUGUACUAUAAUUGUCAGAUUAGAACAUCACGAUAAGAACAAUGUUACUGUAAGUUGAUACGCGUAAAAUAUAUAUAUUGUACCUAUGUCUUCAGUUUUGUAAUAUAACUCUGCCAAGGUAAUGUUAUUUAUUUAAUAUAGUAUAGUAUCCGAUGAUUGCAGCGGCAUAUUUUUUUGUCGUGUGCACAUAUAUACAUAAUAUAUCGAUGGUACCAAUGACAUUUUAACUACGAAACUAUAUAUUCUCUCGAGAAGGUUAUUUGUCCAAUAAUUUCUUUCCUGAUUAUAUUUUGUUUAUAUCGAUUGUACGGUAUAAAAAGUAUUAAAUAAAUAUAUUACAGACUUAAGAAUCGAAAUGACACAAUAUCUACAAUACUUUUCUCAAACAUUUGACAAAUAAAAUGAUCAUAACUUAAUGUCCAAAUUAAUGCCCAAAAAUGCACUUAUUUUUAUUGAUACCAUCGAUAUA